GUGCUCCAACGGCUCUCCUUCAAACUCAUCACAACCUUCUUGCUUGGUUGGCAAGCAACAAUAGGCAGCACUGGCACCAGUAGUGAUCUCAUUGUUAUAAUACUUAGGCGAAUAACAGUUAACCAUGCCGACAUAAAACAAGAUGGCGCCAAUGGUGAACCCGAUGAGGAACCAGCUAAAGAAGAUGUUCACCAACGAUUUGGCUCUUUCCAACGACUCCUCCCCCGAGCACCUAACAAUUUCGUGCCCGUCUUCUCGGUGAAUCAUGCACCCUUUAGGCACCAAUUCAGGAGUCCAAAGCAUGUACCCCAUGACUAUGAACCACCCGCCUUGGCACAUUAUGCUUACAGACCUUACGUAGCUCACAAGGAAACUCCC
Molecule: messenger RNA, 378 nt
Organism: Linum tenue
Lineage: Eukaryota; Viridiplantae; Streptophyta; Magnoliopsida; Malpighiales; Linaceae
Source: the annotation of a GenBank genome assembly